Anopheles moucheti is the source of this 1771-nucleotide messenger RNA. RefSeq names its product WW domain-binding protein 2-like. Gene Ontology annotation, biological process: positive regulation of DNA-templated transcription. The record is from RefSeq and is a predicted model, not a curated record. Gene Ontology annotation, molecular function: chromatin DNA binding; transcription coactivator activity. NCBI's taxonomy places the organism in Eukaryota, Metazoa, Arthropoda, Insecta, Diptera, Culicidae. Gene Ontology annotation, cellular component: nucleus.
UCGCCGUGCGUAGAGAAGUAAAAGUUUGAUUUUAGUGCAACAACUACCCCAAAUUUGGUGAAAUCUACCAAUUCCGCGUAAAGUACCAGUUCAUUGCUAAAUUGAACAGUAGUAAGGAACGAAAUAGUGUUCUGGCAGUGCGUGUAAGAUCCAGUGCGCAGAAGAAAUACAAACAAAACAGAGGCAACAUCGUCAUCAAGAAUAAAACAGAUUGUAGAUAUUGCAAACGAGUGACUCAUCGCCCAGCUCGAUCAGCAGUAGCGCGAUAAGCGAGAAAAUUAGCAGCUGACGACAUAUUCGCGUUGCGUUGUUUUAGAGGGCAUACAGUAUUGGGCAAUCGAGUCUGUUUUGAUUGGGAGCAGUGUGUGAAAAGCGAAAAUGUCGCUAAACACGGCACACGCCAAUAACGGCGUACUGAUACACGCCGCUGAGGGAAUACUUAUCUUCAGCGAUCAUGUGACGAUUGAGUUCACGGGCCACAACAAUGGUGCGAUGAAGGGAGGCAAGCAGGGUCGUGUGUACCUAACGACUCACCGGGUCAUCUACAACAGCAAGAGCGAAACCGAUGCGCUCCGUUCCUUCAGCAUGCCGUUCGUGUCGAUGCGCGAGGUCGAGGUGGAACAACCCGUCUUCGGGGCGAACUACAUCAAGGGCAAGGUGCAGGCACAACAGCACGGCAACUGGGAGGGUGAGGCGAAGUUCAAGAUCGUAUUCAAGCACGGUGGUGCGAUCGAUUUUGGACAGGCGAUGCUGAGGGCCGCUUCCAUCGCACAACGGAACGCGGGCAAUGCUCCACCACCACCGUACACUCCGCCCGGCGGUGAAUGGUACGCGGCCCCGCCGCCUGCAUACACCCCGAAUCCGUACGGUUACGGGUGGGUACCGGGUGCAGCCGUUUUCCCCGAACAGCCGCAACCCAACUCGAUCUACAUGCACGACAGCCCACCGCCGUACCCGGGAAUCGUACCGGGCGGUGGAAUGCAGGGUCCGCCCGGUUACAGUUACCCACCACCGCAGCAGCAACAGCAGUUUGUCGGUGGCUAUCCGCAUCCACCGGCAAUGGGUGGUUAUCCGGCGCAGGCCGGUUUUGUUACCGGCCCGGGUGCAGGCUAUCCGAAUGGGAACGUCGCACAGGGUGGUUAUCCGCAACCGGGACCGUCGAGCGGUGCGAUGGGCUUUACGGCACCUCCGCAACCACCGCCAAACUCGAAGGAAGCGGAAGCGGCCCAAAGUGCAUACUACGAUCCGAACAGGCCACAAACGGCGUACGUUCCACCUCCGGCAUACUACGAACCACCACCAAGCUACAGUUCGCUCAACAAGAAGGAACAAUGAAGGAACGUAUUUUGUUUUGUUUGCCUUAUGCUGUAAAGCACUAUCCCCGCUGGAGUUACAUAUAAAUCCCAGCAACUCCCACAUGAAUUAGAGUGGCCGGGAACGCCGGAAUGAGAGAUGGUGUGCGCGGGUGUGGUGGUAAGGGUUGUAUAAUUUGUUUUGCCACUGUUUAGAUUUUAUCGCCGUUUUUCUCUUGCUGCUGCAAACAAAUCGAUGUUUUUAACGCGUCACACAGCCGGGUCGAUCACUUGUGCUGCUCCCAAAUUAUUAAUUGCCAUUAAAGCAUUCCUGUGAACGGGCAUAUUUAGGGCACAGUUUAAUCCUUUUUCUCGGUGCGGCGGCGUGUACGUGUGUGACCCGAUUUGCUGCUUAAAAAAAACAAACACACCGGUGUAAAAUUGUAUUCGAAUAAUAAAUAAUCUAUAUCUUAUAUACU